GUUUCGCUUUCCUCCCGUCGUCUCCGUGCUGUAUAGUCUUUCUUUCGGUUGAUGGCCGCCGAAGCAAACAUAGCAUAGCUCCGCCGCAAUUCUGUUAGCGCUGCGCUCGUUCCGGUGAAUAUUAGGGCAUGGCAACACAGCUGUUAGUGUUGCCUUGUCAUACACAGAACAUAUAUAGAUCAAGAACUUUUUUACUGUCUGUGUUACAGAAGGCUGUUAGAGGCCCUAAUCCUCAUAUUUUCUUCAUGUGUCUAGCUGCCACUUCAGUUAACAACUCAAGAUGCAGGAAGCUUAAAGUCAAGAGCAUGGUGGAUGAAACCAGAUCAGGCCCUCAAAAAAACAACAACAGGCUGAUCAGAACCAUCCAAUCUUUACUAAGAAAGUUAAGCAGUAGAAUCAAGGAGCUCCGAAGCGGUCUUUCAGUGAAGGUUCUGUUCUUCUUGGUGGGGUUUUACUGUGCCACUGCCUUCGCUACUGUUAUCGGACAAACAGGAGAUUGGGAUAUUCUAUCUGCUGGUUUGGCUGUAGUUGUGGUCGAGGCCAUUGGCGCCGUAAUGUACAGAGCUUCUUCACGAAUCUUCGACAAGUUAAGGGGUAUCAUUACCAUGUUUAAUUAUUGGAAGGCUGGGCUCACCCUCGGCUUGUUUUUGGAUUCAUUCAAAUAUGAGAUAGACGUACUGAUAGAGAACUGUAAUCCCUUCUACUUUGAUAUGAAUAUAUUUGGCAUACUUUUGUAAAAAAAAAAAAAUCUAUCU
Messenger RNA from Phalaenopsis equestris, 755 nucleotides. RefSeq lists its product as uncharacterized. NCBI's taxonomy places the organism in Eukaryota, Viridiplantae, Streptophyta, Magnoliopsida, Asparagales, Orchidaceae. The record is from RefSeq and is a predicted model, not a curated record. Bases 129 to 737 code for a protein of 202 amino acids. The transcript has 3 exons.